Molecule: messenger RNA, 917 nt
Organism: Drosophila kikkawai
Lineage: Eukaryota; Metazoa; Arthropoda; Insecta; Diptera; Drosophilidae
Source: RefSeq, a predicted model, not a curated record
UUCGCCAAAGUCGAAGCAAGUUUCACCUUUUUGUUUUUCUUCAGACCGAAACUCUGAAUCAUAAUUUAGAGUGGAAAAAUCCCCUAACUAAAGUCCCUUAACAUGGCACCUGCCACAAACGCAACGACGGGCAGUGAGGCUUGGAAUACAACGACCACUGCUCCAUGGAAUAACACGACUUAUGCAGCAUGGAAUUUCACGACCACCACUCCCUACCCCGUCUUCCUUCCAGAUGAAGGGGGAGUCUACUAUUGGUCCUGGUACUCGGGCUAUGUUCUCUAUGUUCUGUUGAUCCUCAUGUUUAUCGUUGCCCUGCCAUUGGCUGCUGUCAUGGCCGCCAAACGCAAGCGGGAGGCAGCUGCCAGGAGUCUCGCCCUGCAGAGACAACGAGCUCGUCGCCAAAUGGAGAUCAAUGUGACAAGCAACUGCACCGGUGGUGGCUCCUCCGGCGGAGUCAGCAACGUGUGCCUAAAUACCCAGGACGAGAUCAGUGUGCUGCCCAAGACCUUGGAUCUUCCACCCAGCUACGAUGAGGCAGCUUUCAGCGAACAAAAGCAGGGCAGCACCCUGACCAUAGCCACCACCUUGGAGGCCAGCAACCCAAAUCUGGCGGUCGGGAUCAACGAGCCGCCGCCAGUCUAUGAGGCAAACAUGGCCACUAGCACAACCACGACCACCACCACCACCACGUUCUUGGUCAAUGGCCAUCCACCGGUGAUGUAACUCAGUAUAGCGAGUCGAGGAAUACAACAAAAAUAAUUAGUUUAUUCAUUAAGAAAAAGUGUACAGUUCAGUUUAUGUAUGUAUUUAAACUUUGCGCUUAAGAGAACCGAUUGAGGAGCUCAGGACCAACAUAAAAACUUCUUCAAAACAUUAAAUAAAAGGUUAACCGAACCAUUCUGAGGUUCUGGAAGCAA